UUGAUAAAAAGGCUUGGAUGGAUCUCAUCACCAACGCUGCUACACAAAUGCUACAUUGAUCCCAAAAAAAGGUCUGAUCUUCUCCGGAUCGGAGAGAAAAACCCUAUAAAGUUUUUUGUAAUCAAAUCUCUCAAUUAAGCCUUUAUGGGAGAAAACAACAAUCAUCACAAAGAGCAAAAGCCACUUCCAUACGACAAAUCUAAUAAACCCUUUUCUUCUUCUUCUUUAACGAUACCGUCAUGCUCGUUUACAGCGAUGAUCGUCCUCUUGAUCUUCGUAUCGUAUCUGUUAUACUCAUUCAGUUUCAUCUCAUUUCUAAACCCAUAUUCUCCUUCUAAAUUCCCCAAGACUCUCAUCGUACCCGUAAUCCGUCUCGGGUCGGGUCAAAAACCCGAGGAACUACAACAAACAGAGCUCAAACACGUAGUAUUUGGAAUCGCUGCGUCCUCAGAUCUGUGGAAGCAUCGUAGAGAAUACGUGAAAACGUGGUGGAAACCUCACGGAGAUAUGAACGGCGUCGUUUGGCUCGACACACCCGUCAACGAUUCCGUUUCCUCACCCUCCGCCUUGCCUCCGAUCAAAAUCUCCUCCGACACGUCGAGCUUCAAGUACCGUUACCGUAACGGUCACAGAUCAGCGAUCAGGAUCACGAGGAUCGUGUCGGAGACGGUGAGGAUGUUGAACGGGACGGAAGCGGAGAGAAACGUGAGGUGGGUGGUGAUGGGCGACGACGACACUGUGUUUUUCACUGAGAAUCUUGUUAGGGUUUUGAGAAAGUACGAUCAUAAACAGUUUUAUUACAUCGGAGCUCCGUCCGAGAGUCAUUUGCAGAAUCUGCACCAGUUCUCGUAUGGUAUGGCGUACGGAGGAGGAGGGUUUGCUAUAAGCUAUCCGCUGGCCAAGGUUUUGGAGAAGAUGCAAGAUCGUUGUAUCGAGAGAUACGCUGAUCUUUAUGGAUCAGAUGAUCGGAUUCAUGCUUGUAUGGCCGAGCUUGGUGUUCCUCUCACUAAAGAAGUUGGCUUUCAUCAGAUGGAUGUAUACGGGGAUCUACUAGGCUUAUUAUCAGUCCAUCCACAAGUGCCAAUAGUGUCAAUCCAUCACCUAGACGUAGUGGAGCCUAUAUUCCCAAAAACAAGCCGAGUCAACGCCGUAAAGAAACUGAUGAUCCCAGCGAAACUCGAUUCAGCGAGUCUUGUCCAGCAGUCGGUAUGCUAUGAUACAAGUCGACAGUGGACAAUGUCAAUCUCGUGGGGGUACACAGUUCAAAUCACGCGUACGUAUAUGCCAGCGAGAAUGAUGGAGAUGCCCACUCGCACUUUUAACGAUUGGCACAAACGCUACGAUUUCACUAACGUUGCCUUCAACACGCGUCCCAUAACGUACACGGACUGUCAGCGUCCGCGAGUGUUUUAUCUCUCUCGCGCGUUUAGCAAUUCUUCUUCUGAUCAGAAGACGACGAUUACCGAAUAUACAAGGCACGACGAAUGGUAUCCUAGUUGCGACUGGGGAAUAGCAGAUCCUUCCGAUAUCAAUCAGAUAUUUGUCUACAAAAAGCCUAACCCGGAUAGGUGGAACAAGGCACCAAGGAGAGAUUGUUGUAGAUUAGUGCCGACAAGGAAGAAGGGAACAAUGGUGCUCAAUGUGGCAGCUUGUGCAAAUGACGAAAUUUUGGCUUAUUCUGAUAAAUAGUUUCUUGUUUAUUAUAUUACAAGAAUUUUGUUUGUUAGUAACAUAUUUAUAUACUUAAGGAAUAAAAUAUAUAUCCUUUGAUAAAAUAUUCCAUCAACUAUAUUUUGGAAAAAAAUGUAUACAAAUGUCUUUGUAUUAUUUUUUCUUCAUCUAA
Molecule: messenger RNA, 1843 nt
Organism: Camelina sativa (false flax)
Lineage: Eukaryota; Viridiplantae; Streptophyta; Magnoliopsida; Brassicales; Brassicaceae
Source: RefSeq, a predicted model, not a curated record